Molecule: messenger RNA, 2907 nt
Organism: Suillus subaureus
Lineage: Eukaryota; Fungi; Basidiomycota; Agaricomycetes; Boletales; Suillaceae
Product: glycosyltransferase family 2 protein
Exons: 5
Coding region: 1-2907 (968 amino acids)
Source: RefSeq, a predicted model, not a curated record
AUGGCAACUACCGGUGGCCCGCAUCGGUUUCUCGUUACUGGCGGGAAUGGCUUCAUUGGGUCAUAUAUAGCAAAGGCAUUAUUUUAUAAAGGCCACUAUGUUCGCAUCGCAGAUAUCAAGCGGACCUCAUAUUUCAACGAGCGCAUCUCGAAUGAGGUUCUCGUUGGAAACCUCUGCGAUCUGUCAUUUUGUGAAAGCGCUGUUCGGAGCAUGGACACGAUCAUGCAUUUUGCCGCGACAAUGGGUGGCAUGGGUGCAAUCCACGAAGCAAAUGAUUUCGUGAUUUACAAUGACAAUUCAACAAUGACAUUCAACCUCGUACAUGCCGCUGUACACCGGGGUGUUCAGCGUUUCUUCUAUGCAUCCUCUGCCUGUAUUUAUCCGACAUCAUUACAGCACCAUGGAACGAACCCCGUAUCCCUCCGCGAGCAUGACGUAUGGUCUUCUGGGGCCCCAAAUCCACAAGGCCUCUACGGUCUCGAAAAGCUGAACUCCGAGCUGCUUUUGAUGCAGUUUGUCGAGAAAAUGCAGAUACGCAUUGCUCGAUUUCAUAACAUUUUUGGCCCAUACGGCUCAUGGGUUGGCGGGCAUGAAAAGGCGCCUGCUGCGCAGCUCAGAAAGGCGCUCGCUGCACACAUGAUUCCCAGCACACGGCAUGAAAUUGAGAUCUGGGGAGAUGGGAAGCAACAGCGAAGUUUCCUCUAUAUUGACAAUUGUGUCGAAGCGAUUCUCCUUCUCCUUGAAUCCGACUGCAGCGAACCAAUUAACAUUGGAUCUGACUGCUCGGUGACUAUCGACGACCUCACGAAGAUUGCCGUGCAAUCUGCAGGCAUGGACGUAGGAGAUUUCCAUUUCAGAUACAUGGAUGAUUCCCGUCCUGUCGGCGUCCAUGCCCGCAAUUCAAACAAUGAGUUCAUCACGAAGACAUUGAACUGGACUCCAAAGAUAACCUCGAGGCCGAUGCUCGACGGCAACGACAUGGCUGCCCGGACAGAGCUGCUGAGCAGUUUCAAAACGAACAAGGUCUCCCGUGGUCUUGAGGGACCCGAGAAGAGCCUCGAAAACCUUCGGAGCUUUGCGAAGUCCCUUGCGCGCACUACAUGGCGUGACACCCACGAACUUGGACUCGUCCACUUUCAGGUGAAGAUAUACUUGGGAGUUGACGCCGACGAUGAGUUUCUCCUUCGCCGCGAGGGAAACAGCGAAAUCUUAAACAUUGAAUCACUCUUAUCAGAGGAGGGAAUCACGAAUGUUUCUACAGAGAUAUGCAACGUGCCUCGCGGUCAUGUCUGCGCCAUUUGGCGCCAGUGUGCACAUCGGGCUUGGAAGGAAAAAGCGGACUAUUUUUUCACGCUAAUUGUACAGCACGGACAUGUCUCUCAAGGUAUGGGAUGCGUCGCCUUCACAAAUGUGACUUUUCCCGGAAUGCCCACGUUCCCCAUUGUCCACCGCACUCAUAUGAACGCCUUUGGCAGCAAAGUCAUACCCAAGGUUUUUAUUAAUCAAGAUAGGGACCCGUUCCUCUUCCAGCUGUACCGCAAAUGUGGCUGCUGUCGAAUGAUACCAUCAAGCCUCUCCAACGGCAUUGGUGGAAGCCUAUCUGCACGCUACAUUCAGCAACAUGCGGAUGGAUGGACGUUCGGUCUGUUGACCGAGGCAGCAAUGCUAGUGUUAGAAGCAUCAUUGACGACAUCUUUCCCGGCCGCUACUCGUAAAAUGACCUUGGACAUUAUCAUUCCAAGCUAUCGGGUCCUGCUCCCUUUCCUCGAUGCCAUCCUUGCCCUCAAGGAGUCUCCGACUUGUGAAACUAUGUUCAUCAUCAUCAUCGACAACCCGCACUCCCCGAACACCACUGAGCUAGAGGCAAAGUACGCCCAUCGCCCAGACAUCCGUAUCCGUGUCAAUGAAAGUAACCUUGGCGCCUCAGCGUCACGAAACAGAGGCAUGAAGGAAUCUGCAGCGGAUUGGAUUCUAUUUCUUGACGAUGAUAUCACACCUCAAGAUGACAUUUUGAUCGAGGCUGAGAAAGCCAUUCGCUCGAAUCCACAGGCUGCUGGUUUCAUUGGAAACACCUAUUUCCCGGUUGCCAGCACUAUCUUCACCAAUGCUGUCCAUCUUGCUGGCGUGACUUACUUCUGGGAUAUCGCUGCGAAAAUGCCACAGAACGAGAGUGACAUGCCCUGGGGUGUCACAGCCAAUCUCAUUGCUCGCCGUGUUCAGGACGGCGUGGAAUUUGACUUGCAGUUCCCGAAAACAGGCGGAGGAGAAGACAUCGAUUUCUGUCGGAAGAAACGUGACUUCUCUGUUGCUCACGGGGGCGAAGGAUUCUAUCCUGCUCCUCAUGUCGUCGCAACUCACCCUUGGUGGAGUGAUGGCCAAAGAUCAUACUGGCGUUUUUACAUGUGGUCCAAAGGCGAUGGGGGGCUCAUAAAGCUUUACCCAAAUCUGACGUAUCUAGAUCACACUCCCAACAGCGCAGAGCUGUUCCUGAUUAGCACAGCAUCGACAAUCCUAGGUGCAUUCACAUACCUCUUCACAAGGAGCUCUGUCGUGUUCAUUGUUUCAAUGAGCCUCGCAAUGGCGACGGUCAUUGCAAACAUAGUGCAUGAUAUGUACCGCCAUUUGUGGAGAGAUACGAAUCGCACAAAAGCUCUCAGGUCUUCACUGAGAGGACUAGGAUGGGCUGUCGCAAUUGCCGAAAGUGCGCUGAUCAGGAUGGCGAGCGAGGGUGGGAGGUUGAUCGGCCUACUUGAGCGUGGAGAAAUUAUGCUCAUUGGGCACAGGUUUGACUGGUUCACGGGGAGGGCAGGAGACGGUCCGAUGAACGAGGAAAUAUUGAAUGGACAACAGAGAAUGGCACUAGUGGUUCUCAUCUUUGGUGUGUUGUGUUUCAAGUUUUGUUACUAG